Molecule: messenger RNA, 2452 nt
Organism: Rhinopithecus roxellana (golden snub-nosed monkey)
Lineage: Eukaryota; Metazoa; Chordata; Mammalia; Primates; Cercopithecidae
Gene: PLXDC1
Product: plexin domain containing 1
Exons: 14
Coding region: 239-1741 (500 amino acids)
Source: RefSeq, a predicted model, not a curated record
GACCCAGCGGCCCCCCCCGCUCCCCGCCUGCUCCCGGAGGCCACAGCCUCCCGCUCCGCUCGCGCUCUCGCCGCUCCCGCCGCUCCCGCCGGCUCGCCCGGCCCCGCGCUCCGCUGUCUCCUCGCCGCCCGCGCCUCCGCCAGCCCCGGGGACCGCGCGGCCGGAGCCGGAGCCAGGGCACCCUCCCUCGUCAGGGCCGGGGCAGCGAGCAGGCCGGGGGUAGGUCCGAGCACCCACCAUGCGGGGCGAGCUCUGGUUCCUGGUGCUGGUGCUCAGGGAGGCUGCCCGGGCGCUGAGCCCCCAGCCCGGAGCAGGUCACGAUGAGGGCCCAGGCUCUGGAUGGGCUGCCAAGGGGAUCCUGCGGGCCUGGAACCGGAGAGGCCGAGAGAGCCCUGGGCAGGUGUCAGAGCCGGACAGGACCCAGCUGAGCCAGGACCUGGGUGGGGGCGCCCUGGCCAUGGACACGCUGCCAGAUAACAGGACCAGGGUGGUGGAGGACAACCACAGUUAUUAUGUGUCCCGUCUCUAUGGCCCCAGUGAGCCCCGCAGCCGGGAACUGUGGGUAGAUGUGGCCGAGGCCAACCGGAGCCAAGUGAAGAUCCACACAAUACUCUCCAACACCCACCGGCAGGCUUCGAGAGUGGUCUUGUCCUUUGAUUUCCCUUUCUACGGGCAUCUUCUGCGGCAGAUCACCAUAGCAACUGGAGGCUUCAUCUUCAUGGGGGAUGUGAUCCAUCGGAUGCUCACAGCUACUCAGUAUGUGGCGCCCCUGAUGGCCAACUUCAACCCUGGCUACUCCGACAACUCCACAGUUGUGUACUUUGACAAUGGGACAGUCUUUGUGGUUCAGUGGGACCAUGUCUAUCUCCAAGGCUGGGAAGACAGGGGCAGUUUCACCUUCCAGGCAGCUCUGCACCGUGACGGCCGCAUUGUCUUCGGCUAUAAAGAGAUCCCUAUGUCUGUCCCGGAAAUCAGCUCCUCCCAGCAUCCUGUCAAAACCGGCCUAUCGGACGCCUUCAUGAUUCUCAAUCCAUCCCCGGAUGUGCCAGAAUCUCGGCGAAGGAGCAUCUUUGAAUACCACCGCAUAGAGCUGGACCCCAGCAAGAUCACCAGCAUGUCGGCCGUGGAGUUCACCCCAUUGCCAACCUGCCUGCAGCAUAGGAGCUGUGACGCCUGCAUGUCCUCGGACCUGUCCUUCAACUGCAGCUGGUGCCAUGUCCUCCAGAGAUGCUCCAGUGGCUUUGACCGCUAUCGCCAGGAAUGGAUGGACUAUGGCUGUGCACAGGAGGCAGAGGGCAGGACGUGCGAGGACUUCCAGGAUGAGUACCACAACUCGGCCUCCCCUGACACUUCCUUCAGCCCCUAUGAUGGAGACUUCACCACUACCUCCUCCUCCCUCUUCAUCGACAGCCUCACCACAGAAGAUGACACCAAGUUGAAUCCCUAUGCAGGAGGAGAUGGCCUUCAGAACAACCUGUCCCCCAAGACAAAGGGCACCCCUGUGCACCUGGGCACCAUCGUGGGCAUUGUGCUGGCAGUCCUCCUCGUGGCGGCCAUCAUCCUGGCUGGAAUUUACAUCAAUGGCCACCCCACAUCCAACGCUGCGCUCUUCUUCAUUGAGCGUAGACCUCACCACUGGCCAGCCAUGAAGUUUCGCAGCCACCCCGACCAUUCCACCUAUGCAGAGGUGGAGCCCUCGGGCCAUGAGAAGGAGGGCUUCAUGGAGGCUGAGCAGUGCUGAGAACACCAGGUCUCCCUUGUGAAGACUUUGAGACCACAGAAAAGACAGUUAAAGCAAAGAAGAGAAGUGACUUUUCCUGGCCUUUCCCAACAUGCCCUGGGCUGAGAUGAGAUGGUGGUUUAUGGCUCCAGAGCUGCUGCUCGCUUCGUCAGCACGCCCCAGAUAUUGAAGAGGGGGCCAAAAAACAACCACAUGGAUUUUUUAUAGGAACAAUAACCUAAUCUCAUCCUGUUUUGAUGCAAGGGUUCUCUUCUGGGUCUUGUAACCAUGAAACAGCAGAAGAACUAACAUAACUAACUCCAUUUUUGUUUAAGGGGCCUUUACCUAUUCCUGCACCUAGGCUAGGAUAACUUUAGAGCACUGAGAUAAAACGCAAAAACAGCAACCAUGCCAUUUGCAAAACUAACUCUGGGAUUAAAGGGGAAGCAUGUAAACAGCUAACUAUUUUUGUUAAAGAUUUAUAGGAACAAGGAGGUUUGGCUGUUGUCACAUAAGAGACUGUUAGCCAACGACAAAGAAGUUCCGCAAACCUCCCCUGGACCCUUGCUGGUGUCCAGAUGUCUGCGGUUGUCAGCCCCUUCCUUUCCCCCUGACCUAAACAGAAAAGACAAGGCAAAACCCACAUAAUUUUAAGACAGUUCUUUAGGACAUUAGUCCACCAUCUUCUUGGUUUGCUGGCUCUCCGAAAUAAAAUACCUUUCCUUGCUCCAA